Messenger RNA from Apus apus (common swift), 4092 nucleotides. It is a transcript of the gene ZBED1, whose product is annotated as zinc finger BED-type containing 1. The transcript is spliced from 2 exons. Gene Ontology annotation, cellular component: nucleus. Gene Ontology annotation, molecular function: protein dimerization activity; DNA binding. Gene Ontology annotation, biological process: regulation of transcription by RNA polymerase II. NCBI's taxonomy places the organism in Eukaryota, Metazoa, Chordata, Aves, Apodiformes, Apodidae. The record is from RefSeq and is a predicted model, not a curated record. Bases 1783 to 3870 code for a protein of 695 amino acids.
GUGGGGUUGCCUACUUUUUUGUUGCUGGAUAUGCAUGUCUUUGGAAUUAUGUAGUAUUACCAUAUUGAAUCAGUAGUUUAUCCUGCCAACUUGAAAGGCACUGAAUGAAUCACAGUAGAGAGCAUGCUCACAGUCAGGACAUUGCCCCCUCAGAAAAAAAAAAGAAGAAGAAAAAAAAAGGUUACACCCAGAAGUAAAUCUUCAGAUAUAAAUACUGAAAACAAAUCCAAUAAAAUGCUUGCCCUGCAUCCUUCAUCCUAAUUCUAAAUCAAUAGCUGUGUUUAAAUAUGUUUAGUUGUAGUAAACCUGUCUUUGGUUUUCGUUCAGGGCUUUAAGAAAGUGCUGCAAAAUACCAGCCAUAGUUCAGAGGGGAAACAUCUUUUCUUAGGAAUGUUCAUCAACAGCAGGAAGUACACGGGAGAAGCUUGCACACAUAUGGGUUUUUUUGGGAUAUUUCUUUGCAGCAGUAUGAAAAGGUCAGAUUGUUUCUUCUUCCCCCAUGCAGCUAGUCUUAGCACCCAGGAUUUUCUGGGCUUGGACUCCUGACAAGCAGAGAAGGCGCAAUGCCAUUGCUUUCAGCCUGACUGCAGGAAUGCUCCUGAUAUUUCUCCUGACCUCUUCUCCUAGAUUUUUGUCGAGGAGGUCACAUCUGUGUUUAACUGAUGGCUUCCUUCUCUUUCCCAGACAUGGUCAAGCCCCUGCCAGAGGGCUUGUUGCUGUCACAGUGUCUCGGCUGAUGGUGUGGAGGAAAUGGAGAAGCAUCAACAUGCAGUCAUGCUGUGCUGUGGCUUGGCUCUUUGGUGUAGGGCAGUUAGCUUCAGCAGGUGCUGGCUGCUGGCACUGUGCACAGAGACGCUGUAGGCCUCAAGUUGUCCUUGCAUGUGACCAUGUGCACAAGAAGUGUUUUCCUGUGCAGAUAGUGAGGCACAGAUUGCCAAGUCUUGCCUUAUUGCCACACUUGUCCCUGGAGUGUCACCCCGUCCUGACAUCUGUAGCCUUUUGAAGAAAAUACAACAAAAUUAUUUUCCGGCUGAUAUGAAUAAUAACAUUUAUUAGUACUUCUCUGUCUACUUUUCCUCUAAUUAUAAUGCACUGUUACUCCAGGAGCCACAAUUGUGAACUAAUAGUUCAGUAGGUGGCUUUGAUUUCAGACAGAGAGGACAGGAAAGGUGUCAGAUGCAUAUUGUUAAUCUGCAUGUAGGUUCAAACUUCUUUUCCUUUUAUUUCAAUCAGAAAAAAUCUUUAUAUUUCAGAGGAGCAGAUUCAUGCUAUAAUUUGCAUCACAGAUUUUAUUUAUUUUUUUUUUUUAAACCAAAUGCUGGAACUAUUAGAUCAAGUUAAUAAAACUUCUUUCAAAAUAAACAAACAAUAACACUUUCGCUCCUUCAGUAUUAGGUUUCAAUUGAAAUAAAUGUUAGCAGUGAAGUUCAGUAAUUCUCAAGCAAGAGGAUGUUUGUCUAGCCCUAACAAUAACUUAAGAGGCAGGAAAAUGCUGUAGCAGAUGGCCAGUUUUUGUGACAGUAACCUGUCAACUCUGUGGUGGUGUUUAUGCUUUCUCUACCUGGAAUUACAUCAUUCCAGAAACAAGAUUUACUUAGAUCUUCUAGCUCAGUUUCACAGCAGAAUGUGAUACAUUAAAACCCUUUUGAAAUAUUUGACAUUCUGAUAGGUUUCUUGUAGGUCACACUUCCUGCAAAUCUCAUCCUGAAAUUUGCAAAUGUAAUUAGUAAGGUACUCAUUAAUGAGUGAAGGAUCAAAAGGUGGGACGGUGGCCAAGAAGCAAUGGAGAAUAAAAGUUUAGAAGGUUCCCCAUCAGACCUAAAGUUAGUGGCUCACCCGAGAGCAAAGAGUAAAGUGUGGAAGUACUUUGGGUUUGAUACCAAUGCGGAAGGAUGCAUAUUACAGUGGAAGAAGAUCUACUGCCGUAUUUGUAUGGCACAGAUCGCCUAUUCAGGAAACACGUCCAACCUUUCCUACCACCUUGAGAAAAACCACCCUGACGAAUUCUGCGAAUUUGUGAAAAGCAACACUGAGCAGAUGAGGGAAGCCUUUGCCACCGCAUUCUCAAAAAUCAAGCCGGAGUCAUCACAGCAGGUUGUUCAAGAUAGCCUCAUCAUGAAGACCUACCAGAACUACGAAAACAAAAAGCAUCAGGAACUGACAUCUGCUGUCAUCAGCUUAAUUUGCGAGGGCAUGUAUCCUGCCUCCAUUGUUGAUGAACCCACCUUCAAGGCCCUCUUGAGAACAGCGGACCCCAGAUAUGAACUUCCGAGCCGGAAGUACUUCUGUACAAAAGCUAUUCCUGAAAAGUACAAUGCCAUUAGAGAAAUUGUGCUGAAAGAGCUCACCGAGGUUCUGUGGUGCGGCAUAUCUUCAGACAUGUGGAGGAGCGAAAACCAGAACAGGUCGUACGUAACCAUCGCUGUUCACUUUCUCAGCAGCAGUCCUGCCAACUGCCUCAUGGUGAACUCACGGUGUUUAAAAACAUUUGAAGUCCCAGAGGAUAAUACUGCAGAGACUAUUACACGAGUCCUUUAUGAAACGUUCAUUGAGUGGGGGAUCAAUACAAAAGUCUUUGGUGCUACAACUGAUUACAGUAAAGACAUUGUGAAAGCUUGCUCUCUCCUAGAUAUUCCUGUACAGAUGCCUUGUUUGGGGCACACUUUUAACGCAGGAAUACAACAAGCUUUUCAGCUCCCCAAACUUUGCAGCCUUCUUACCAGGUGCCGAAAACUGGUGGAGUAUUUUCAGCAGUCUACAGUUGCAAUGUACAUGCUGAGCGAGAAGCAGAAGCAGCAGAACAUCCUCCACUGCAUGCUGGUAAGUGACCGUGUUUCCUGGUGGGGAAGCACACUCGCGAUGCUGCAGCGCCUCAAGGAGCAGCAGUUUGUCAUUGCAGCUGUUCUUGUGGAGGACAGCAACAACCACCACCUCAUGCUGGAAGCCAGUGAGUGGAAUACAAUCGAAGGGCUAGUAGAGCUGCUGCAGCCUUUCAAGCAAGUUGCAGAAAUGAUGUCUGCCUCAAAGUACCCUACAAUCAGUAUGGUGAAGCCACUUCUCCACAUGCUUUUAAAUACUACUUUGAACAUCAAAGAGAACGAUUUGAAAGAAAUCAGCAUGGCAAAGGAGGUGAUUGCUAAAGAGUUGUCAACCACCUACCAGCACACGCCCGAGAUAGACAUGUUUCUCAACGUUGCAACUUUCUUGGAUCCCCGCUACAAAAAACUGCCUUUUCUUUCAGCCUUUGAGCGGCAGCAGGUUGAAAACAGAGUGGUGGAAGAAGCAAAAAGCCUGCUGGAGAAAGUAAAAGAAAAUACUUUUAGGACAGAAGAUAAAUUCUUUACUGUUUCAGAAGAGCCCCCUAUGAAAAAACUAAUAAUCUCCUCUACUCCUCCUCCUACCAGUGUUAUCAACAACAUGCUUGCAGAGAUCUUCUGCCAGACAGGAGGCGUGGAAGACCAGGAGGAAUGGCAUGCUCAGAUCAUUGAGGAGUUGAGCAACUUUAAGUCACAAAAGGUCCUCGGUUUGAACGAAGACCCACUGAAGUGGUGGUCUGACAGACUAGCUCUGUUUCCAGUUUUACCAAAGGUUCUUCAAAAAUACUGGUGUAUUAUGGCCACAAGGGUGUUCCCUGAACGCCUUUUCGGUUCUUCUGCUAAUGUUGUAAGUGCAAAGAGAAACCGAUUAGCCCCUGCUCAUGUGGAUGAGCAGGUCUUUUUGUAUGAAAACAGUCGGAAUGGGUCCGAGGCAGAACCGGAGGAUGAAGAUGAAGGAGAGUGGGGUUUGGAACAGGAACAGAUUUUUAAUUUAAAUGACUCGGUAAAUGUAAACAAUAAUUUCUUUAAUAUCCGAGACAGUGGGUUUGUUUAACAGGACUGUUGCGGUACAUUUAAUAACAAAGAGGAAAGGUAUUUGUCUUAAGUUACCAAAAAUCCUUUUGUUUUAUGCUAUGAAUGCUGUAAAUAUUGAAGAGUUGUAGCAAGCUUGAUUUAGCUUCCAUUGUCUAUGUUUUCCCACUGUCUUAAAAGAUGAAUGACUUGUGAUUAAACAGCAGCAAAAUGAAUGAGGAAAUAAAUUCUACAAAGACCAUGA